Molecule: messenger RNA, 1428 nt
Organism: Camelina sativa (false flax)
Lineage: Eukaryota; Viridiplantae; Streptophyta; Magnoliopsida; Brassicales; Brassicaceae
Source: RefSeq, a predicted model, not a curated record
AUCUAUAAUUUGUUGCUUUUCCGACAGAGAAUGCUUUAUCUCUCCUCCGUGGUCUAAAAACAGAGAUCCUAGAAGAAGAAGACAAAAUCUUUACCACCAGAUCUUUCUCUCUUCUUCAUCUUUACAGCUUGUCACAUCACUAUAACACCGAAACUCUCGGACCCUCAAGCCCCCUAAAAAAAAAAAAAAAAGCUUUUAUCUUUUUCCAGAAAAAUCAAUCCUUUUCUCUUUUCUCAAUUCAUAUCCCUCCGAUGAGGUGUAAGAGACACACCGUAGAUUUCAGCAGCAGCACCAACGGCGUAUGCGCUUCUUGCCUCCGUGAACGUCUCCUCUCCCUCGCUGCUUCCGCCGCCGUCACAGCCGCCAUUGAAGACAACAAUCAUAACCAAUCACGCAAAUCUAACAAUCCUCCUCCGCUUUUAAUAUUCCCUCGCUCUGUUUCUCCUUAUGUUACCCGUAGAAAAUCCGACGCCGGAGCUGGAGGAGAUCCUUUAACAUCUUCUAAUCGGAGAUUCAUCACAACCCCUCAAGUAGAUCUCGCCGGCUACUCAUGCAAAGACUUCGAAUCGAACCGAUCUCAUAAUAAACCAAAAGAGAAUAAAAAAAAUUCGUCUAGAUUCUCUAAUCUAUUCAGAGCUAGAUCUGAAGAUUUCGAUUCGAAUCCCAAAUCCAACAAUCAUAGAUUCUCUAGCGACGCGUCUGAGUCUUCGUCGUCUUCUUCACGGUCAUGGAUCUCGACGAUUCUCUCAACCGGUCGCCGGAAAAAGCAGCCGUGUUACAUAGAAGAUGUAAUCGCAGGUCGUAGACCUCAGCGUAUAUACUGUAGAGGAAUGUCACCUGCGAGAGAUACGACGGAAGCGGAGCCGUCGUCGGAAUCGUUAGAGGAAUUGAGAAGCACACCGGCGACGACGAAAACUCCGGGGAGGAGGAAGGUUGGGAAUGGGAUAGGGAAAAAGAGUAUGUCCGGGAUGGCUUUUUGUUUGAGUCCGUUGGUGAGAGCUAGUCCUAACUGUCCGUUUAAACGGAGAAUGAGAUUUCCGUCGGAAGUUGGUAAUUCCGGCGAGGUUAGUACGGAGCAGGAGAAGCCUCAUAUAUCAGCUGCGGCGUCGUUUUGUGCAAAUAGAUCGAAGAAGCUUGUGGAUUUAGGUAGAGUUGAUCGCCGCCGUUGAGUUCGUUUGGUGGUUUAGUCUGGUCAACGUAUUUGUUUGACUUGUGGAUGGAUAGUAAAUUUUAGUUUACCGCUCGUGUGGCUUUUUCUAAAGAUGGAAUUUUCCAAAAAUCAAGCUUUUUAUUUGGCUUGAGGUGAGAAAUAAUCAGAAUGGAACGUAGUUUGUAAUUGUAAUUUGUAACUACCACCUUGUAACGUUUUGUUUCUGAUUGUAAUUGUAGAGUUUGAUGGGCUAAAUAUUUUGGUUCAGACAAGCAAUG